GGGCAGGCUCCUUCCUGCAGCCCGUGCUCUUGCAGUGCUGUGCCCUCCGGCUCCAAUAGGCCAGGGGCUGGGGAGCCGACUGUCCCUGCCUCCCCCUCCUCCCUGGGGCUGCUCGGGGUGAAGGUGACAGGUGGGGGAGGCAGGUGGAGAAAUGGGCCAGUGAGCUCAUGGCAAAGGCGCCUGGUGGGGUGGGGGUGGGUGCCCUGUCCUAUAAAGCCCCCAAGGCCCUGUGGCCUGCAGAGGCGGUUACAGACGGCACCAUGGCAGACACUGAGGCCGUGCAGAGGGCCACGGAGCUUAUCGAUCAGCGGCUGGCAGAGGAGGAGGAGAAUGAGAAACUCCGAGGAACCACCCAUGGAAGGAAGCUGCCCAUGGACAAGCUGGUGUUGGAGGAUGAGAAGAAGCACGGAGCUCAGAGUCCGGCCUUACAAAAGGUUAAGGGCCAAGAGCGCGUGCGCAAGACAUCCUUAGACCUGCGGCGGGAGAUCAUCGAUGUGGGCGGGAUCCAGAACCUCAUCGAGCUGCGGAAAAAAAGAAAGCAGAAGAAGCGAGAAGCCCUGGCCGCCCCACAGGAGCCGCCUCCGGAGCCCGAGGAGAUCACUGGCCCUGUGGACGGAGAGACAUUCCUGAAAGCCGCUGUAGAGGGCAAAAUGAAGGUCAUUGAGAAGUUCCUGGCCGACGGGGGCUCCGCGGACACCUGCGAUCAGUUCCGUCGCACAGCACUGCACCGAGCUUCCUUGGAGGGCCACAUGGAGAUCCUGGAGAAGCUUCUGGAGAGUGGGGCCACUGUGGAUUUCCAGGAUCGGCUGGACUGCACAGCCAUGCACUGGGCCUGCCGCGGGGGCCACUUGGAGGUGGUGAAACUCCUGCAAAACCGAGGGGCAGACAGCAAUGUGAGGGAUAAGCUGCUGAGCACCCCCCUGCAUGUGGCCGUCCGGACGGGGCAAGUGGAGAUCGUGGAGCACUUUCUAUCCCUGGGCCUAGACAUCAAUGCCAAGGACAGAGAAGGGGACAGUGCCCUGCACGAUGCCGUGAGGCUCAACCGCUACAAAAUCAUCAAACUGCUGCUCCUGCACGGGGCUGACAUGAUGGCCAAGAACCUGGCAGGAAAGACCCCCACGGACCUGGUGCAGCUGUGGCAAGCUGACACCCGGCACGCUCUGGAGCACCCUGAGCCGGCGUUAGAGCAGAACGGGCUGGAGGGAUCUGCUGAGAGUGGGCGGGAGACCCCGCAGCCUGUGCCAGCCCAGUAAACACCUGCCCCAGCCCAGCUGGGCACCUGGCCUGGCCUCCACGUGCAGCUGGAGGGUCAUAAGAAUGGCCCCUAGAGCCAGCCCGGCCAUUGCUCUGUGCACGACCCAGGAAUGCCCACAAGCUACCGCAAUAAAAAAAAAAUCAUUUUUGCUA
Equus quagga is the source of this 1407-nucleotide messenger RNA. RefSeq names its product ankyrin repeat domain 2 (gene ANKRD2). Gene Ontology annotation, biological process: regulation of transcription by RNA polymerase II. Gene Ontology annotation, cellular component: nucleus. Lineage: Eukaryota; Metazoa; Chordata; Mammalia; Perissodactyla; Equidae. The transcript is spliced from 9 exons. The record is from RefSeq and is a predicted model, not a curated record. Gene Ontology annotation, molecular function: RNA polymerase II-specific DNA-binding transcription factor binding. The coding region runs from base 168 to 1253 and encodes 361 amino acids.